This is a messenger RNA of Perognathus longimembris pacificus (Pacific pocket mouse), 2930 nucleotides long. It is a transcript of the gene Sync, whose product is annotated as syncoilin, intermediate filament protein. Gene Ontology annotation, biological process: intermediate filament-based process. Lineage: Eukaryota; Metazoa; Chordata; Mammalia; Rodentia; Heteromyidae. Bases 95 to 1516 code for a protein of 473 amino acids. The transcript has 5 exons. Gene Ontology annotation, cellular component: neuromuscular junction; Z disc; intermediate filament. The record is from RefSeq and is a predicted model, not a curated record.
UGCAGCUGGCAGUGCGGCGGGCGGGCGGGCGCCGAGCAGCGCCUGCGGGGCCGGCUAUUAAUAACGCGCCCGCCGGAGCCCGGGUCGCGCAGCCAUGGCCAGCCCGGAGCCCGGCGGGGACGGCGCCGCCCAGGCCCCGAGGGGAACAAGAGCCAAGGCCAGUUCUCUUCAAGAGGAGAACUCUCGGUCCCUGAGUGAAGCUGCGACCUUGAACCCAGAAGCGACUCUAUCUUUGGAGGGGACUGUGGACCUAGAAGACAUUCUCUAUCUGGGAGGGGACUUUGAAGAUACUGUCGAUGUGGAAGAGACUGAGAAGCCAGAGGAGCUGCUGUUUAUUGAGGAGACGGGGCAGACAGAGGAAGCCCUGGACUUGGAAGAGCCCACAAGUCCCCCUGAGACACUGCAUGUGAAUCCAGAUGAGGGACAAUGUCGGGGGGAGCCUGUGGAGCCCGCCGAGAGCCCAAGCCCAAAGCAGAGUAUCUGUGAAGGACAGAUGGUCACAAGGGAGGAGAAAUCGAAGCCUGAGGAGAGGCUCGGAGCUGAGCCAAGUCCCAGCACAGAGGAGAGCCUGAGUGCAGAGGACCUGGAACGGCUGGAGGGCCGUUUCCAGCAGUGUGUGCAAGCCGUGGCCCAGCUCGAAGAGGAGCGGGACCAGCUUAUCCAUGAGCUGGUGCUGCUCCGGGAGCCAGCCCUGCAGGAGGUGCAGCAAGUCCACCAGGACAUCCUGGCUGCCUACAAGCUGCAUGCCCAGGCGGAGCUGGAGAGGGACGGGCUCAGGGAAGAGAUCCGGCUGGUCAAGCAGAAGCUGUUCAAAGUGACCAAGGAGUGCGUGGCCUAUCAGUACCAGCUGGAGUGUCGCCAGCAUGACGUGGCUCAGUUUGCAAAUUUUCGGGAAGAACUGACUAACAAGGCAGCCCAGCUCUCGGGGGAGCUGUCCCAACUCCAGGAUGACCAUCAGAAGCAAAAGGAGCAGUUGAGGCAACAACUAGAAGCACCCCCAAACCAGAGGGAUGGGCACUUUCUCCAGGAGAGCCGACGGCUGUCUACCCAGUUUGAAAGUCUCCUUGCAGAAAGCCGCCAGGGCCUGGAGGAGGAGUACGAGCCGCAGCUGCUGAGGCUCCUGGAGAGGAAAGAAGCUGGGACCAAGGCUCUACAGAAAACCCAGGCCGAGAUCCAAGAGAUGAAGGAAGCGCUGAGACCUUUGCAAGCAGAGGCUGGGCAGCUCCACCUGCAAAACCGGAACCUGGAGAAUCAGAUCACACUUGUGAGGCAGAAACGAGACGAAGAGGUCCAGCAGUACAGGGAACAGCUGGAGGAAAUGGAAGAGCGGCAGAGGCAGUUAAGAAGUGGAGUUCAACUCCAGCAACAGAAGAACAAAGAGAUGGAGCAGCUCAGGAUCAGUCUUGCUGAAGAACUCUCAACUUAUAAGGCUAUGCUACCCAAGAGCCUGGAAGAGGCUGAUGUUCCCACUUCUCAGGCAGGUGGAACCCAGGCACAGUCCCAAGGAGCUGUUUAGAAAUGUCUGGACAAAUCUGUAACCUAGAAACAACUUCUUAGCCAAGGAUCACUAAGUACUACAGGGAAGUAUUUCUCCCCCAGACAAGAAUGCCAGAAAUUGGCAAGCAAUUCACUCUGUGAAAUUUGCAUAUACUGACUUGACCUGCUUCAAAAAAUUCUAGUGCUGGUUAGAAGCAGGGCACCAUUCAACUUUUACCUGGAUCCCAUCUCAGGCUGCUGGCACAGAUCUCAACACACUGAGGAAUGAAGAUACAAGACUCUAUUUUCUGGCAGCACCCUCACCUUCACACUUAGUAAUGGACAAAUGUAUGGACAUAACUUGCAGAAUUAUGAAGAAUAUGUUGCCUUAUGUUGACCCAAACCAGAAACAUUUAUUUUUUUGGGGGGGACAAAGCUGGGGUCAAAAAGACAGCCAGUUUCCAAGUUAUUUGAGUUUACAACUUGAAUUCUUUUGUGCCAUAGCAAGUAUCAGGUUUGAAAUGGAUCUUCUUUCAAAGUUUACUUUUCCUAUAAGAUUAUGAAGAUUCAUAGUUUACUCUCACAAUUGUGUCAAGAUGGAAUUGGAGCAGCGGCUUAAGUGGUAUAUUACCAGCAACCAAUGAGAGUACAAGGAUUGGUUCUGAAUUCAAGCUCCAGUACCAGCAAAACCAAACUGAAAGCUGGAGUUAAUUUUCACCUAUAUUCUAAAACUAGAUUUGAAGAAAAGGAACAAUUUAGACUUCAACCUAAUGACUUAAGACUAUUCAGAUUUUUCCUAAGAUCUUUUUAGGCCAGUGAUCUACUUAGACAAAACAAAAACUGCAUUGAAAAGGACCCAGCAUUUUAUCUGGUACAGCACUUAGUGGUAAACAUUUUUUAGAACCUAUUACUUUAAACUUUACAGGCCCUGGUAAAACACUCAAACUGUUUUCAAAUUUAAAUUGUGCCUUAAAUUCUACCACUCUGCCUUUGACACUCUUGAAAGCCUGUACAAUCUCUAGGGACUUAAAAAAAAAUGUCAUUUUAUCAGACUAGUCCAUGUACUAGUUCUAGCUCAAUGUUUUAUGUGUUGUAUUUCUAUUGCAAAUGCUCUUGUCUAUAGGUUUCGGUAUAUUUAAUCCUUCUCUAUAGUCAAAGACCACUGAAAAUAACUCAUCAUUGGAAUAAGUCUUCUAAAAGCCAGACUGUUUGAUGAAUGUUAUAUGAUAAAUAAAAUCCAUUGUAGCAUAGGGGUAUGUAGAAAAGCAAUUUUAUUCCAUUAUAAGCACUUACACAGUUAGUCAUGGAGAUUAACAGGCCUGCUGGUGAAACGGGUCACCCAAAAUGGAGAUGGUAUCAAACUAGUGAUCAAGGACUAACGCCUAAAAAAAAAAAAAGCAACUUUUUUUUUUAUCAUCAAGGAUUAAUUUAAUUUUAAGAACAAAUAUAAGCUA